AAAGCUAUAAGAAUGGCUGCUGCAGAUGUUGCAGAAUCAGGAUGUGGUGAUCACAAGUUUCUGGAGUAUGAUGGCCCAGGAAAGGGGGUUAAAUACCCAAUGAGGGUUCUCUACUGUGGAGAGUGUAGUAUGCCUGUGGAGUACUGUGAAUUCUACCCCAACUACGAGAAGUGCAAGGAAUGGCUGAAGAGUAACAUUCCAGAGGAGUUUUCCAGGCUCAUGGCAGACAAAGAUGAAGAGGAGGGGAAGGCUGGGGAAGAGGACGGGGAGAAGAAGAAGCGACAGACCCGAGGGGGGAAAGGUAUGAUGAAAGCCAAGAAGAAGACAGAACCACAGGGGAUCAAGAUGUGGACAGCGACGAGGGGCAAGAAGAAGAAGGUCACAUUUGUUGCUGGCUUGGCAUCAUAUGAAAUCGACCAGAAGGAUGCCUGCAAGUUCUUCGCCACCAAGUUUUCCUGUGGGUCGUCAGUGAUGGGCGAGGAUGAGAUAGUCAUCCAAGGCGAUGUCAAGGACGAUCUGUGGGACAUACUUCCAGAGAAAUGGAAACAGAUUGAUGAGGACGAUAUAGACGACAAGGGAGAUAAGAAAUGAUGGAUGAUCAUUGUCAGCACUCUUCGCUUUAUGUAAAUAAAUGAUUUGAGGGUAUCCACCAUAA
Messenger RNA from Haliotis rubra (blacklip abalone), 655 nucleotides. Its product is annotated as density-regulated protein homolog. Gene Ontology annotation, molecular function: mRNA binding; translation initiation factor activity. Gene Ontology annotation, biological process: formation of translation preinitiation complex; translation reinitiation. The record is from RefSeq and is a predicted model, not a curated record. NCBI's taxonomy places the organism in Eukaryota, Metazoa, Mollusca, Gastropoda, Lepetellida, Haliotidae.